AAUGUUGUUGCAGGACCCCAAGGACAGGACCACUGGUCCCAGCAUUAUCCGUAUUGUGGUGGAGCGCUACAGUCACCAAUAGACUUGAAGUCAGAUCUGCUAAGGUUCGAUCCCACUUUACGUCCAAUUGAGGUUCAGAACUACAACCUGUCUCCAAAUGAGCAGCUCACUCUUGGAAACAAUGGACACUCUGUGCAGCUUUCAUUGUCCCCCAUGAUGUCCAUCUCCAGCCUACGUAACCGAUACACUGCGGCUCAACUCCAUUUCCACUGGGGCUCCCCCAGUCAGCCUGCAGGUUCUGAGCAUACGGUGAACAGUAAGCAGUAUGCUGCAGAGUUGCAUCUAGUGCAUUACAAUUCAGAUAAGUAUCCCAAUAUUUCCACCGCCGUGGACAAAUCUGAUGGCCUGGCUGUGCUGGGUGUGCUGGUUGAGGUUGGGAUGUUCAAUCCAGCUUUUGACCACAUUCUGAAGUUCAUAAAUCGUAUUAUAUACAGAGAUCAGAAAGUGAAGGUGCCUGCUUUCAACAUCAGAGCUUUGCUGCCUACACGUUUGGAUGAGUAUUAUCGCUACGACGGCUCACUGACGACUCCUCCGUGCUAUCCGAGUGUCCUGUGGACGGUGUUCAGGAAUCCUAUAACAGUUUCUCGCCAACAGUUUCUGACCCUAGCAGCAACGCUCUACUCUUCGAAUGCCCAGGACUCAGCCUCUAUGUCGCUGAGUAACAACUACAGGAAAACGCAGCCUGUUGACAAUCGGCUCGUCUUGGCAUCUUUCAAAGAACGCAGAAGACUGCAUGGUACUCUUACAGUUACAUCUCCGUUAACAAGAAAGCAAAUCAUACAGCAGCUACUGGUUGGCGACUUAGGAGACCUGGCUGAUGAAGACCUGUACAAGCUCCUACCAAGUGGCUCAGAGAAACACCAUGCUGGCAAGAAGAAAGACCUCAAAACCCAGCAGAGUGAGAGACUGGCCAAAUCCAAACAACAAACGCUGAAUCCAUCCCUUGGGAAGAAAAGCCAGGCCAACCGCCAUGUGGGAAAACUCAGGCUAGCAGAAAACACACUGAGCUACGUCUCACUGGAACAGAGAGUUUCCCACCAGCUCAAACAGUCCCAUGCUGAGAAUCAGAUGGUUCAGGCUCUUAGAGAUGCAGUUUUCCCUGAGCUUAACCUAAAAAGCUACCUAGAGUGCAGAUCAGACUUAGCUCUCCCUACCAUCAGGUAUAUUCUCCAGGGACGGCCAACAGACGAGGCUACUGAGUUAAAUCAUUCCCUGACUAAAGCCAUGAUGAAUCAAAGAAAGACUUCCACAGCAUUGGAGAAAGACGUGCCAAUGACACAAUAUAAUGGUCAUUCCACUGCUACAGUUUCCAGGAAACCACAAAGCCAGGGUUAUCCACAUCCUUGGCUUUUGCCUAUGGAGUGGGAAGACUAGAGAGAUGCCUGGCAUUGUUGAAACUCAGUGUGACUUUCUGUAGCAGACAUCAGUUGUGUGUCCCACAAUGACAGCCAAAUUUCCAAGCCACGCCCUGCAUUCUGUUAACCAGUUUAUGCUUUAUGUACGUGAUAUUACAAUUUUACUUUCCUGUGUGUGCACAUAUUUGUAGUUUUCAGAAACGUUAACAGUUUUUCUUUGUCACAGAUUUUGUUUGUUUGUUUUUUGCACAAAAUCAAUCGGAUGCAAAACCAGUGCCCAGCAGUGACUGUCCUCAGUAUAAUGAUAGGACUAUCUCAGUGUGUAUAUUUUUGCUCUGAAAAUAUAUAUAUUAAUUUUUUAAAAUAAUUUAGUAUUUUUGGUAUCUUUGCCCACAUUUGCCUGGCUAAGCAAUGCUUUUCAAUAAACUAUAAAAAAUGA
Messenger RNA from Haplochromis burtoni (Burton's mouthbrooder), 1854 nucleotides. It is a transcript of the gene ca12, whose product is annotated as carbonic anhydrase XII. The record is from RefSeq and is a predicted model, not a curated record. Gene Ontology annotation, cellular component: plasma membrane. Gene Ontology annotation, molecular function: zinc ion binding; carbonate dehydratase activity. The transcript is spliced from 7 exons. The annotation marks the transcript as partial. Lineage: Eukaryota; Metazoa; Chordata; Actinopteri; Cichliformes; Cichlidae.